AUGGGCGGUCAUGAUCAUUGUUCUGUGUAUGGAUGUAGUAACCGUAGAUCAAAGAAUUCAGUAGUAUCGUUUUUUAGAUUCCCUGUAAAUGCACAUCGGAGAAGAUUGUGGAAAGUUGCCAGUCAGCGUGACGAAAAAACUUUAAGAAUUACUGAGCACACGAAGGUGUGUUCAGUCCAUUUUGUCACAGGUAAACCGUCGAAAGACUCCAAACAUGUUGACUUUGUGCCUACUCUUAAACUGCACAAACGUGAGAUAAGUGCUAAAUGCAGAACAUCUUCUACCAGUAAAAAGAUCUCAGAAUGGACGACUUCCGUUGAGAAAGGACAUAGUGUAUCGGCUAAUGUUACAACACCUGGGAAAAGAUGCCGGCGGCGCCUGGCCCCAUACCAGGUACCUGACAUUGGAAGUGAAGUUCAAAUUCCGUUACCCGAGACCGCAAAACAGUUUCCAGUUCCCUUGACCGAAAUACCCGAGGAAUCCUACUUUAUUGAUAGUCAAGACCAUGCAUACAAUGCGAGCUGGACAAGUGCACAUGCACCUUAUAAUGGACAACGCCCAUCCACCAUCUGUGAAGCUGGAACACAAGUCCCAAAAAUUGUGACAUCAGAUGUAUCAUCACAGACAUGUAGCAAUGUAUUAAGUGACUCCGUUUUACUUAAGCAGAAAGAUUCAUAUAUACAAACACUCAAGAAACAUAUACACAGGCUUGAGGACCAGAUUGUAAAUCAACCCUCAUCAUUUACAGCUAAGUCCAUGUUGACAAAUGAUAAAAGUGUGCAGUUCUGGACAGGACUACCAAACAAAGGUGUUUUUGAUUCCCUGUUUCAGUACCUAAAAGGGAAAGCUCAGAAUUUGAGAUAUGAUCGUGGGAAUGUGUCGGUUUCAAAUAACAGUAGUGAUUUGAAAGUAAAACCAGGGAAAAACAGGAAAAUAAGUUUGGAAAAUGAGUUUUUUGCUGUAUUGGUGCGAUUACGUGUAAAACUUCUCCUUACGGAUAUUUCUCAACGCUUAGGCAUAUCAGAGGCCCAUUUCUCUAAAAUAUUUUCCACAUGGGUUCGCUUCCUCAGAUUGGAAUUGUCAGAACUAAUGCGGUUUCCCUCUUUGCGUGAGAUACAGAAAAAUCUACCUCCUCAGUUUUCUAGGUAUCCAAAUACUAGAGUGAUAAUUGAUUGCACUGAAAUCCAUGUUGAAAAACCAUCAUCUUUGAAAGCUCAGCGACAGACUUGGUCUAAUUACAAACAUAACAACACCUAUAAGGCACUAGUAGGAAUAACUCCAGAUGGAACUGUUUGCUUUCUUUCAAACUUAUAUGGGGGGUGUGCUUCUGACAAAAAGAUAACUAGAGAGUGUGGUAUUGUCGGUGAACUUGUUUCUGGGGACUGUGUAAUGGCUGACCGUGGCUUUGAUAUAGCGGACUUACUAAAUCCUAAAGGAGUGCAACUCAACAUUCCCCCAUUUCUCCACGCAAAGGAUGGACAGUUGACACCAGAACAAGUUGAAGAAACUCGUAGGAUUGCCGAAGUUAGAAUUCAUGUGGAAAGGGCUAUACAGAGAAUAAAAUCUUUCCAGAUUCUUCAGGGAACUAUACCACUAUCUCUCCAUGAUCUAGUAGAAGACAUAUUCUUGACAUGUGCUAUUUUAACAAUUUUUCAAACUCCCAUAAUUAAAACCAGUUGUGAUUGA
Molecule: messenger RNA, 1686 nt
Organism: Pecten maximus
Lineage: Eukaryota; Metazoa; Mollusca; Bivalvia; Pectinida; Pectinidae
Exons: 2
Coding region: 1-1686 (561 amino acids)
Source: RefSeq, a predicted model, not a curated record